Molecule: messenger RNA, 1311 nt
Organism: Peromyscus eremicus (cactus mouse)
Lineage: Eukaryota; Metazoa; Chordata; Mammalia; Rodentia; Cricetidae
Gene: Arl4d
Product: ADP ribosylation factor like GTPase 4D
Exons: 2
Coding region: 191-796 (201 amino acids)
Biological process (GO): vesicle-mediated transport; intracellular protein transport
Cellular component (GO): cytoplasm
Molecular function (GO): GTP binding; GTPase activity
Source: RefSeq, a predicted model, not a curated record
GCGGCGCCGCCAGGUCCGCUGUGGAUGGAACGCGGCGUGCGGGGCUCCGGUCCGCGUCGCUGGCGGGGAGUGCGGCUGACUGAAGAUAACCCAGUUUGUGCUACCUGCCGUUUCAAGGUCUCCUCCUCCUCCUGGCCUCUACUGGAGCCCCAGACCUGCUCCUUAGGUCCACCCUGCACCCUAGCUCGCCAUGGGGAACCACUUGACUGACAUGGCACCCACAGCCUCAUCCUUUUUACCCCACUUUCAGGCCCUACAUGUUGUGGUCAUUGGGUUGGACUCAGCUGGGAAAACUUCCCUUCUUUACCGCCUCAAGUUCAAGGAGUUUGUCCAGAGUGUCCCCACCAAGGGCUUCAACACUGAGAAGAUCCGAGUGCCCUUGGGGGGGUCCCGUGGAAUCACUUUCCAGGUGUGGGAUGUUGGGGGUCAGGAGAAGCUGCGGCCGCUGUGGCGCUCCUACACCCGCCGGACAGAUGGACUGGUGUUUGUGGUGGACUCUGCCGAGACCGAAAGGUUAGAGGAGGCCAAGGUGGAGCUACACCGGAUCAGCAAGGCCUCAGACAACCAGGGGGUGCCAGUGCUGGUGCUGGCCAACAAGCAGGACCAGCCCGGGGCGCUGAGUGCGGCGGAGGUGGAGAAGAGGCUGGCAGUCCGGGAGCUGGCAGCCGCCACGCUCACCCAUGUGCAGGGCUGCAGUGCCGUGGACGGGCUGGGCCUGCAGCCAGGACUGGAGCGUCUGUAUGAGAUGAUUCUGAAGAGGAAGAAAGCACCUCGGGCAAGCAAGAAGAGACGGUGACCCGAGACUGCCCCUACCCUACCUACUAGGGGUCAGUACAGAUGAUAGGCAGGGCCCGUGACCUCUCAGCCAGCCUGGGUGCUGGACCUCUCCACCUCAAAGGACUGAAGGAGCAUGGGGAGGGGGUCCUGAUUCGGUGCCACGUGGGGGAGGGGAGAUGAAGCGUCUUCUGUGCUCCUCACCUCUAGAGGGUAGAGGCUGCAAGAGCGGAGACAUACAUGUAAAUGCUGACUCUACCUCGACCCUGGUUCUCGGUUUCCUUCCCUAGCGUUUUAUUUGGAUGUGUAUUUUUAUUUUUUGCAGGGGGAGGGUGCACAGAGAGUUGCCCAGAGAAUGCAUUUGGGAUGAAUGGAGAACACCUCCUCUCGCCCCACGGUUGGGGGAGGGGUCUCCUCAGCUGCUCUUCUAGUCACAAUCUUUUGGUGUCUGUGAAAGUGCCAAGAGUCCCCUCCCCCCCAGUUUGUAGAUCCCCACCCCUUUUUAUAAGCUUGUGUGUCCUCUCUAUUACUGUUUUU